Molecule: messenger RNA, 2306 nt
Organism: Contarinia nasturtii (swede midge)
Lineage: Eukaryota; Metazoa; Arthropoda; Insecta; Diptera; Cecidomyiidae
Product: nucleolar transcription factor 1-B-like
Exons: 11
Coding region: 96-2117 (673 amino acids)
Source: RefSeq, a predicted model, not a curated record
CAACUAAAUACGGCACACAACGCGCUCCUAUCAAUCAAAUAUCAAUCAAAGCAUUGUGGUUGUUUUGUAUUGUACCAAAAAAUAUCGUCGUAAAAAUGGAAAAAAAUAGUACAAAGAAGGCGGUGAAAAGAAAGCGCACCCAGGCUCCAAUUGGAUCCACAGAUUCUGCUGAUUUAUACAUUGAGCAACUCCAAAACAAUGAUGAAGAUCGCAUCGAAGCUUCACCAAACGUAAACGGUGACAAUCUCUCAAACGAUGACUGGAGCUCAUCAGACGAUGAGCAGCUGAUGCAGAUAAUAAAAUCCAAGAUAAAUCCAAAUGACAAAGUCAACUAUAGAACGCGACUAAAGCGAAUAAACUGGAAUGAAGUCGCAUUCAAAAGUUAUACCGCGAAAGAUUGUGAGGAGCGCUUUCGAAGUCAAUUGAAGCAUGUACGUCGUCAGCGCAAUUUAAACGAAAUUGUCACUGACAUUGAAACAUACGUAAAAGAGAGAGAUCAAAAGAAGCCACUAAGCAGCUACCAACUAUUCGUCAAAGAAAAAUUUGCACGUUUCAAAUCCGAUGAAAAGUUCUCGGAAAAAAUUAAGAAAUUUUCAACCCAGUACAACGAAUUAUCAUCUGAAGCGAUGCUCCCAUAUAUACAGAAGGCUGAACAACUCCGAUCCGAAUAUAAUCAAAAGAAAGAAAAUUCGAAUUCGGUCAACGUUCCGAAGAAUGACAAGCCCACACCAUUCCAACUAUAUGCCGAAAGUAGAAAGUCCGAAGGGGAGAGCUACAAAACUUCACGUCAGAACUAUGCAAAUCUUUCACGGGAUGACAAAUUCGAAUGGAUCAUUAAAGCAGUAAAUAAAUCUCGAAAUGGAACGGAGAAUGUGUUGAGCAUUUUGAGUAAAGAGGAGCAGCGAAUUUACAAUGGUGAAGUCAAAAGCACACCAACAUCAUAUGCGCUGUAUGUCAAGGACAAAUUGGAAGGCGGUCAACUCACCAAGAGUGCAAUUCCUGAAAUCGGACUCCAAUGGAGGUCAAUCGAUCCAAAAAAGAAGGAAGUUUACAGAAAGGCCGCUGCUAUUUUAAAAGAGAAGGCCAUCGAAGAACAAAAGGUAUUCAAUGAACGCCAUGGUAUUGUUGUGCCUCAAAAGGUGAAGCGAAGAAGAGCGACAGUCGUUGAACGACCACUUGGUGAUGAUCAUGCGGAAAUGACAUCAGAACCAGAGCCGAAGAAGAAACGAAGGAGUUCACUAUCAAAUGCCCAUGCAUUUGAUUCAUUUGAGACAAAUGCUGAACAAAUUCAACAAAAUCCAUCGCCAAAAUUUACUUUACACGAUGAAGUGAUGACCGAAGAAGGGAAGAAAUUGAACACAAUUCCUGGUGAAUGCAAUUCCAUGGACGGAAAUGAUGGGUCUGCCAGAUCGGUCCAAGCCAACCCGAAGACGGAAGGUAGAAAAGAUGAAAAAUCAAAAAAUGCCAAACCUGAGGAACCGCCAAUGGAUCUUUUCAGUUAUUUUGCCAAGUAUAUUCAUACCGGCAAGUCACGCAAAGCGAUAAAGAAAUUCGGUAAACUGACGACGGAAGAACUCAAGCAAUUCAAAGCUGGGUUCAACGCAAUGUUGGGAAGAUACAUAGCGACAUUGUCGAAUGAGGAGGCUGUUGCCUAUGUUACAAAAAUCGAAGCAAACCAGGGUGUUGAAAAUGACAUCGAUGAUGAUUCUACAAAUGGAAAAAGUCCACAGGCUACCGUGAAAGAGAAAGCCAUCGAAGAACUCAAUGAGCACCAUGGUAUUGAUGAGUCUCUCAGUUCGGCCAGUGUAAGCCCGAAGAAGGAAGCGACGAAAGUCGAACAUCCCGGCAAUAAACCGCCGCCAGACGUUUUCAGCUAUUUUGUGAAGCAUAUUUAUGAGGGUAAGCCAAGCAAAGCAAAAAAGGCAUUCGGAAAAUUGACGAAGAAACAAUUCAAGCAGUUCAAAGCUGAACACAAUCAAAUGGUGGAAAGGUAUAAGACACAGCGAAACAAGUAUAUGGCAUCGUUAUCAAAAGACGAGAGAAAUGCUUUUAUUGCGAGUCUUAAAGCAGACCAGGGUGUCAAAGUUGGCAAUUCGGGAGAAGGUUCACAGGACUAGAAUAAAUCAAACCAUCCGAUGAGUCAUUGCUUCAGUCGAACUGAUGACAUAGUUAUCCCAGCGGUUCGAAAUUAAGAAUUAUUUCGUCAAGUAUUAUCGUUAACGUUGUAAUCUAUUCAAAUAUAUGCAGUAAAUGUAUUUAGCUGUCGUCAUCUGGAUAUUACAGCUCAUCUGGAUAUCGUCAGCAGA